AUGGAGAUUGUCAUGUCUGCAGUUGCAGGUGAACUUAUGAGCCGUUUCAUCUCCUUUCUGGUGAACAAGUACAACUCCAGCCGUCCACGAUCGGCGGAGGAGGUCGAGGAGAGGUUGCAGCAUCUCCUGAUGAGAGCUUGCACCAUCGUCGAGGAGGCGGACACGCGUUACCUAACCAACUCCAGCAUGAUGAUGCAGCUCAAGACACUCUCGGAGGCCAUGUACCGAGCAUACCGUGUGCUGGAUAUCUCGAGGUACCAGGCCCUCCAAGAUGGUACAAGCUCCAACGAGGUUAGAAGCAGCUUCCAUUUAGCCAAGCGUCCUCGUACAACAGCCGAUAAGGUCACACACCUCGAGUCACAUGGUGCCUUGAAAAGCUUAGAAAUUGCUGUAGCUCACAUGACUGAAUUUGUUGUGCUUCUGGGUGGAUGUGAGCGCAUGUUUCGUAGGCCUUACGACGUAUAUCUCUACACCGAAAACUUCAUGUUCGCCCGACAUGCUGAGAAACAAAGGCUCUUGAGCUUCUUGUUGCAGCACAAUGACCAUCCUGGUGAUUGUGCACCGGAUGUUCUUCCAAUAAUAGGUGGUGCUGCAAAUGGGAAGAAGACUUUGGUCGCUCAUGUGUGUGGUGACAUAAGGGUACGCUCCCGCUUCUCCUCUGUCUUGCACUUGAAUGGAGACAACCUUAUGAGCAUUGACCAGGGAAGGAGCAUGUUUGGGAUGAUGCUGGUAGUUAUUGAGUUUGCUUCUGAUAUAGGUGAUGAUGAGUGGAAAAAGUUUCACUCAUUUGUCAAAAGAAUGGACAGAGGAAGCAAAAUCAUCAUCAUAAGUAAACUUCAAGGAUUAGCCCGAUUUGGAUCAGUGAAACCGGUUUUCCUAAGUAUUUUGUCAUACGACGAGUUGAGGUACCUUUUCAAAACGCUGGUAUUCGGGAGUGUAGACCCUGCAGAACAUCCUCGGCUAGUACAAAUAGCAGAUGAAUUUGCCAAAGUGCAGCACAGUAUCACACUUGUCUCAACAAAUAUGUUUGCUGAUGUGUUGAGAAGGAACCUCGAUGUUAAGUUUUGGCGCUGCAUAUUGGAGAAGGGUUUAAAAAUGGUUCAAAGAAACCUCUCCAUGUAUGGUGAGCUCCCAACAAUGCUUGUACAACAAGGCCAACCUGUGGACAUAACGGACUUUGCGAUGCACCCUCUUAGUAUGACACGUUAUACAAUUAAUGCUUCAAUUAAGGAGGAAUCACCAAGUGUGACAUUUGGGGAACUUCUAAUAGAUCCUAGUGUCAGACCGGAACAAGACUUCAUUCUAGUUUCAUGGAAAUCAAGGAUAGCCCCUCAUAACACAUUUGCUCAUUUUGUUACAAGUUAUGCUCAGGGUGCAGAUGUAGGUAGUUCCUUCCUAGGGAGGAAGCGACGGGGAGCGCCAAUCUAA
Molecule: messenger RNA, 1428 nt
Organism: Lolium perenne
Lineage: Eukaryota; Viridiplantae; Streptophyta; Magnoliopsida; Poales; Poaceae
Source: RefSeq, a predicted model, not a curated record